Molecule: messenger RNA, 6262 nt
Organism: Rhopilema esculentum
Lineage: Eukaryota; Metazoa; Cnidaria; Scyphozoa; Rhizostomeae; Rhizostomatidae
Source: RefSeq, a predicted model, not a curated record
CAUUGAUCUUUGAUGUUGGCUAUUCAUAUGACUAUCAGUCGCCUAGUGAUAUGGUCAGUCAUUUCAGCCCUGUGGACCAUCUCCAAAACUCCAAUAAGGGAGGGAUACAGAGGUGAAAGAGCAGACAUUGAACAUUGGCCGAGUGGUGAAACGCUUUGUAUAGUUUGGAUGGAAGUGGAGUGGGUUUACUAGUAUAUUCCAAGAGUAAAGGCCUUUUAUUUGGGUUCAACAACGAACACCAUGGAAUUUUCAAAGAAUUCGCAGCCCCACAGGACAACAAACAGUGUUUCUUAUGGUCCUAAACGGCCUACAAAGGUUAGCUUCAAAACAGGGGAUGAAGAACGGAUACGAAUUAUGAAUAUGGUUAAGGCGGGAGAAUUGUCGAUCGAUAAGGCUAUUCAGGAGGCAAGAGGACUUGGUGUAGACUCUUCACCCUAUCAAGAUGUUGAUUUUAAGACAAAGUCUGAAAAUGAAAUAAAAGGAGAUGAAGUUUAUAAUUUUGGUGUUCACAGAUUCUCCAAAAACAACAAAUCAAUAAAAUGUGUGCUCCAGUUAGAUUUUCCUGAGCAUACCAUGUAUUUUGUUCAAAGGGGACAGAGGAGCAAAAGGUAUGACUUUUCAUCUCUUAAAACUGCAGAAAGUGAAGAUGGUACAACACGAUUAUCUAUAACAAUGGAUGACACCACUGAAUUUGAGUUGGAUGCAAAUAGCUUUGAGGAUAGGAACAAAAUUGUUCGUCUUCUAAACUACAUAAUUGAACAACAGGGUUAUAGUGAAGAUGGCUUAUAUUUAUCAAGAGGGCUGGAAAGUGAUAUUCUGAAGGAGGAUGUAAUUGAGAAGAGAGGGCAUAAUGCAGCAUCUCUAGUCUGGGCCAAAAGGUAUUUGCGUGUUCGAGCUGGAGAGUUAUUGUAUUUUAAGCUUGGAGACGAAAAUAGCAAUGACAAUGCACUGAAUGUAGUACAACUUGGUCAUGGUGCAUCAUUUGUCAAAAAGGUUGAUGAUAAUGGUUUUGCAGUUAUAACUGGCAAGAAAGAAUACAGUUUUCGUAUAGUAACUUCAUCAUACCAACAAGGGAAUGAUAUUGAAAAGAUGAGGGAUGAAUGGAUAAUUGCUAUACAAGAAGCAUCAAGGCCCACUAGAUUCAAUUCAGUUACCAACAGAGCCAAGGAAUUAAAGGAUCCUAUUGGAAUUGCAAAUGAGCAAGAGAAGUUUCUAAAGUCGGUGAUUGGAACAUUGCAAGAAGAGUUAGAGCAGCUUAAUACAAUACUAACAAUUGUUGAUGCUCCCUUCAAAGCAUCAAUUCAGGUGAGAAAAGUGAGAGAAAUUGUUCACAAACUAGAUGAGCAGGUUAAAACAGGGUUGUUGUCCUGGACAAUGAGAACAAUGGCUCAAGAACAUACGAGAAAGCAAAAUCAAAGAAAUCAACACACAGUAUAUCCUUAUAGCCAAAUUCAUCUCACUGGUGGUAAUGGAUACCAUGGUAAUGGAAGUAAUGCAAACGCAACUGCAUUUGGAAGUCAUGUCUCAACUGUCAGCCAUGGUUUUGACUUUAGAAAAUCAAGACAAGCUUUAAUUGAGGCAUCUGGUUUGGAAAAUUAUGAUAUGCGCAAUGAAACCAAAGGAGCAAAACAUGAAUUUGGGCACCAAAAGGGACAGUCUGGUGGUCAUCAUUAUUUGCCGCCAAAGUAUGGUGCUUGUGUUGAGCCCGGUACUGUAAAAGAACACAGAAAGGAAAGCGGGCUUGAUUCUCCAUUGAGUGUCAAUGAGAUGUAUGCAAAAGUAGCCAAAGAUAGCAAGUCAGCAGUACCUGUUGCACCAGUUUCACCAGAUGAUGGUUAUGAUGAUGAUCAUCCUCCUCCUUUGCCACCUAGAAAGGCUUCCCAUGGUGCAAAUACAGAAAAUGCCCCAAAGCAUCCAAGUAAAACAGCUUCAAGCAAGUUACAUGAGUCUGAGAUCAUUGAUAAAGAUAAAGGUGUUUCAUUAGGGGUUUCAAAGGGAGUAGAGAGUAAAGAAGCAUUAUCCACAGAGCAACCCUCAUCACCUUUAUCAACAUCAAAUGUCUCAAUACCACCUCAACAACACCCAUCACCACCUCAAGCACCAGCAAUUGGGGUGCCACCACCCCCACCUCCACCUCCUCCACCUGGAAUGCCUGGGAUACCUCCUCCUCCUCCACCACCAGGUGCACCUGGAGUACCACCCCCACCACCUGUUGCUGGAUUUGGUCUUCCACGAAAACCAGAAAUCAGACCAAGCAAAAAACUAAAACCUUUGUUUUGGACAAAAGUGCCAGAUAUGAUAGUUGCCAAUUCAUUUUGGGCAAGUGCAGAGGAAAAGCCAGAAUGUUUUGACUUCACUGAAUUAGAAAAUCUUUUUCAAGUUGAGGGUAAAAAUCCUACUCCACUUGUGUCAAAAGCAUCAACACAGAAUAAGACAAUGCUUGAUAACAAGAAGGCACAGAACCUUGGUAUAUUUCUUAGCGGCUUUAAGCUUCAUCCAGAAGAAAUAGAGUCAAAAUUAACAAUGUUUAAUGAGGAUGAAGGUUUUCUUUUGGAGCACCUUGUAGCAUUAAAGCGCUUCCAGCCAAACACAGAUGAGCUUGAGAUGUAUAAAAAUUUCCAAGGUGAUGCAACAACUUUGGCUCUUGUUGAUCAGUUUAUGCUGAAACUAUGUGACAUACCAAAUCUCAACCGCAAGUUGGAUGUCUUAUUGACAAUAAUGGAAGUGCCAAGUCAGUAUAAUGAAAUCAAACCUCCUGUCUUGUCAUUGCUUGAAUCCUGUAGGGCAUUGCAAGGUAGCAGAAGUUUUGAGCAUCUGUUGGAAUAUGUCCUUGCUGUUGGAAACUACUUGAAUGGAGGAACAACCAGAGGUGGAGCAUAUGGCUUUAAAUUGAGCUCCCUUGUAAAACUUGUCAGCAUUCGUAGCUCUGACAAAGAACACAAUUUGUUACGGUUUAUUGUUGAACAGCUGUUUGACAGAGACGUUGAUGCAUUGAAAUGUUUUGAAGAAAUACCAGGGUUGCUAACACCAAUGGAUGCCUCAAUUAAAGGUCUAGCAGCUGAGAUUGAUGUUAUGAAAUCAGAUUUGAAGAAGGCUGGAAACAAUAUUGAGUUAAUCAGGAAAUCCAAUCUGAGUGCCAAUGAAAAGUUGUUUUUUGACAAGGCUUCUUCUUUUCUUGAAGAAUACACAGAAAAGCUAAAUGAAGUCUCAGACAGAUGCAAGGAAAUACAGAUUGUUUCCUCUUCACUUCUGAAAAAAUUUGGAGAAUCGCCAACAACAAAUUUUGAAAACUGGCUCAAUGAUGUGGCAGAGUUUUUGAAGCAGCUUAAAAAGACAUUCAGUGAAGAGGAAAAAAGGAGAAAAAGAAAGUCUAAAAGGCCAAACAGUCUUGCUGCAGAUGAUGCAACACACACUGAAGAAAUUUCAACAAUGGAAAGAAAGAAUAAGAUUGAUGAAUCAAAGAAUUUCCAACCAGUUAUUCAUGAGCUUGCGGAAAACAAGGCAAAUUUAAAACCAAGGAAAGAUGAUGCCAUUAGAGGUCAAACUGUUAAAAGCCCAGUGGAAGAGCAAACUGAGGCACAUCCUGGCCCACCACCUAUGCCAGAAAGAACAUAUGAACCAUCUGGAAGGUCACCAAAAGUUUCUAUGACGGAUGCAGAGGUUAUUAGACCUGUUUUUUCUAAAGCAAAGUCAUAUGAGUUGAAAGAGGCAGAGAUAUUGCACCAUUCUUCAAUGCCUGACCUAAGCCAGGUACCAGAAGAGCAUGGUAUUGCUGUUGAAGUUUCUGCAAGGCAGCCUAUCAAACAGGGUUUCCUUGAUAAACUUAGUGGUGGCAAAAAGAGGGCUCCAAAAUGGGACAGACGAUACUUUGAAAUAACUGCAUCUGGCUAUUUGGUUUACAGCAAGAAAGAACAAGGCAAGCCAGUUGGAUCAAUUUAUCUUAGAGGGUGCCCUGUACGACAAGAGUUUGAGAAUCAAAUGGUAAUAUGCAUUGAGGCAGAAGACAGAGAUUGGCAGCUCAAGGCAGAGACAGUGGAAGAAGCAAGACAAUGGGUGAAGGCAUUGCUGAGGUAUGCACAUCGUAUGUAACUAUCAUUUCAUUGAUUUUUGAUCACUUUUCUUCAAUGCACAUUAAUUAUGAUGUAUAAUGUUUCACUAGAUUUUUUAACAUUCCUUGUUGAUUUUUUUAUUAAAGAUAAAGGAUAUUGUUGGUGCUUUUGAGAAAAGUAGCAUUUCUUCUAGCUGCUAGCAAUUUGCUUAAAAAUCCCUUUUAAUUGCCCUCAUUAACUGGAUAUGUUGAUUGGAUGGAUCCCCUAGUUGUCUAAACUCUCACAAACUUUGCACAAUUGCCUGUUAAAGAAUAUAGCAUCAGUUUCUUACCAGAAAAGAGACAGUUGUAGAGAAACAGAAAAUCUCAUUUUAUUUUUGUCACAAAUGUGAUUUAUCUACUUUGGCUUUUCCUUUUUGGAGAUAAUAUUCUGAUUAAAUGAUGUUAUUAUCACCAGAAGAUUUCAACAUCACAACAGAAAGUAGUCUAAAUGAAUUAACUUUUGCUAAGACCUUUUUGCUGAGAGCUUAGGAGAUUAGAGCAUUUUUCGUGCAUAUUGAAACACUUUUUGCAUUUCCUAUGGACUAUUCCGGAAUAAUUUCAGUUCUUGUUAAAAUUUUAAUCAUAUUGUUAAUUGAUUUCAAAAUUUUGUUGUUAAAGUUCCAGAUUUUCAAAGUUACAUUGAUUUCAUAUUUGAAAAUAGGUUUUAUAGUAGUUUAAUUUUUGGAUAGGUUGUUCUUUCUUACCCUUGUUGGUCGAAAAUGGACUAUGCCGUUAAUUGCAUAAGGUCUUAGCUUCAAAUCCUGCCUUAUAAUCUCGAGUAUUAGAGACGACAACGCCUUACAAUAAAAGUAACAAGGAAUACUUUUGAUGAGAAAAAAUACGUACAUCGACACGUCCUUACUAUUUGCAGUUUAUUUUUAACGUUUUGUAUUGCAACUGAUGUGAAUUCGAUCAUUAUUUUAUGCAUUAUGAGGGAUUAUAAGAUUCAACGGGAAUAAUUUCAGCCAUAAUUUAUGUUUUUAAAACUAAAUAUUUGUAUAUGCGUGUAUUUCUAAAAGCACAACAGCCCCUCUGUACUGACCAGCUGUUCACAUUAACUUGCUAGCCAUAACUUCGAUAAAGUACAAUAAAGCUGAAAUGCUAUAGUUGGAGACAUUCACUACAUACGACGAGGACGCGAAUCAACGCCACCCCCUCCCCCUCCUGUUUAUUUUUUGUUGGAUUUUUGAAGACGCCGCCCCUUUUUUCAACACUUGGGUCAUCGACGCAAACCUUCAACUAGAAGUUCGAGAUCUGUCUCUUUCUACUGUUCUUUAAUCUCCAGCACAUAACUACUCUCUAAUAGCCACUAUCAAGCCUCACAUAGGAAACCGAUCAAUUUGCUUAGUUUUUAGAAAUUGCCAGGAAGGCUUUCCUGCGCUAUUUUCACGUCCGAUGUAUUUGCUGAAUAUUAAGUUACCGUAAUGCCUCGAACAAGCGCCUCCUUCAAAUAAGAGUCCCCUCGAAUAAGCGCCCACCCCUCGAAUAAGCGCCCAUCCUUCAACCUUCAGAAACGGACGCUUGUUCGAAUUUUCAACAUAAUUGGAAGGCAAUUCAACAGGAAAGAUUAAUGAACAACACAAUUUGCACCCAAAUCUACUUUUUAAAUAAGCGCCCCUCGAUUUUGCGCCUCCCUCGAAUAAGUGCCCACCCUGGAACCUAACUGUAAAAGGGCACUCUUUUACUCUGUGUGUAUAAUGUCGCAAUUAUAUGUAUUUGGGACACUUGUAUACCUGUAUCCUUUCUCUAAGAUGGUUAUUCAACCAUACAGCCAUACCAAAGCUAAAACGUUCUGGCUUUGUAGAUUUUUCACCCUCUAUAUUUUUGCCUUUAGCCUUAACUCUUGGAACUUUUUAAGCUUUUCCAACCCAACUAUAAUUAUAACAGCUAAUAUCUCCUGUAUUCGGGCUUGUUUUUUAAUUUAUUAUACACGGAGCUUUUUACAACCAAUAACUGGCACUGUCAAUAUUCGGUUUGUUGAUGGUAAAACAUUUUGGAAUAAUAAAACUAUUUUCUGUUUUGAAUACAUUUGUCUAAUUUUGUAUCUGAUCGCUAAAUCGGGCCUAGGUCUAAUUGAUAAGCCCAAAUUUCUUGUAAACAUUUUGUAGUCUAAGUCACUGUUUGUAUGCUGAUAAUCUCAAGGAUACUAUUCAUACACUUUUGGUAUACCUU